This is a messenger RNA of Trichoderma citrinoviride, 1407 nucleotides long. RefSeq lists its product as hypothetical. The record is from RefSeq and is a predicted model, not a curated record. The transcript is spliced from 2 exons. Bases 1 to 1407 code for a protein of 468 amino acids. NCBI's taxonomy places the organism in Eukaryota, Fungi, Ascomycota, Sordariomycetes, Hypocreales, Hypocreaceae.
AUGAGGCUCCUCCCCCUCAUCCUCAUCCCCCUCCUCCCGCUCGCAGGCCUCUUCGCCUCCGCCAGCGCCGCCGUCAGGGACAGCAGAUACGCCGCCGUGCAGCAGCUCGUGCCGGACGGACUGACGCCGCGGUAUUUCGUCGACAGGUCGCAUCCGCUGUUCAAGCGCGAGGGAUCGUGUGGCGACGACGCACACAGCUGCCUCGACAUCGGCCACGGCGACCGCUGCUGCGACAACAACAGCUACUGCUACGUCAACUCCUCCAACCAGCCCAAAUGCUGCGCAAUCGGCCAGGCCUGCACCUCCGACAACCCCUGCCCGGCCACCGCCGUCCGCUGCUCCGUCACACGAACAAUCACCCUCACAGCCUCCUCUUCUUCUUCCUCCAGAACAACAGCAACAUCAUCCUUCCCCAGCAGUAGCAGCAGCAGAGCAGCAGCAGCAGGCGCAAGGACAACAACAACAACCGUCCUCACGGGCUGCUGCGGCCGCGCCUGUCCCCAGACCAGCUUCUACCUCUGCGCGCCCUCCCUCGGCGGCAACUGCUGCCCCUUUGACUCCAACUGCCAGGCCGGCGGCCACUGCGUGUCCACAAAGACCAGCCCGCCGCCGGGCCUCACGCCCGUCGUCGCCAACGACGGAUGCACCACCAGCCAGUUCCGGUGCCCCGACGGCAACGGCUGCUGCGACAACGGCCAGGCGUGCACCUCGUUUGGCGGAUCGGGAUACUGCUCCACCGCGACGGGCGGGCCGACGAGCACCCUCGCAGCAGCAGGCGACGAUGACUCUUCUUCCUCGUCUUCUCGAGGGGGCGGCUCGGGCUCUCUCUCCCCCGGCGCAGAAGCAGGCAUCGCUGUCGGCGCCGUCGUGGGCGGCGGCCUCCUCGUCGCAGCAGCGGCAUGGUUCUACCUCACCCGCCGCCGCAAAGCCCGGCACGCGAGCCCCUACAACAUCAACAACAACAACGGCCCGGCAGCACACGACGCGCCCAUGGCCAUCGCACCGACGACUUCUUCCCCCGACGCCGCGGCAGGCCACCAGCGCUGGGAAAUGGUGUCCUCCGUGACGCCCUCCGGCGCCGCCGUCACCGACGCGGGGACCCUCCGCUCUCCGUCCUCCGCCCCCCCGGAUCAUCAUCAGCAUCAUCGUCAUCCUCCCGUCGAGCUAGGCGCCGAUCGGGAGCUCCUGAGCGAGGUUUCCGGCGAGGGAGUGCUGUCGCCGAGGUCGGGCGUGAGCAGCAUGGCGUUUGGCGGCACGGAGCUGAGGACGCCGGAGACGCUGGAUGGGCGGUUCGAGUUGCAUGGUUCCGAGGGGAAUUGGCCGAUGAUGAUGCCUUCGCCGGCGAGUCCAUUGCCCAGUCCACCCUUGCCGGACGUGAAUCAGGGUUCCGAAAAGGAUAGGCCUUGA